Bipolaris victoriae FI3 is the source of this 291-nucleotide messenger RNA. RefSeq lists its product as hypothetical. The record is from RefSeq and is a predicted model, not a curated record. NCBI's taxonomy places the organism in Eukaryota, Fungi, Ascomycota, Dothideomycetes, Pleosporales, Pleosporaceae. The transcript has a single exon. Bases 1 to 291 code for a protein of 96 amino acids.
AUGAUUUGUGCACUGCCGAUUCUGGAUCUGGGGUGCACCACUGAGAAGCCUCGUUAUGGUAACGGUUUGGGCGGCAGUGGGGAUGGUGGUCGGCCUGUUCAGUGGGACCCAACUAGAGGCCCGCUGGCGCCUGCGAGGGAUGACUCCACACCCAACGGUAAUAUCCAAGUCGGAAAUGGUGCAGCUGUUGAGAACAGCAGCAGUAGCAGUAAUAGUAAUAUUAGCAGCAGCAGUCUGUGUUGCGCCUGUGAUGAUGAGUAUUCGCAGUGUGCGCUGCUUCAUGUAUCGUAA